This is a messenger RNA of Clonostachys rhizophaga, 3075 nucleotides long. The record is from the annotation of a GenBank genome assembly. Lineage: Eukaryota; Fungi; Ascomycota; Sordariomycetes; Hypocreales; Bionectriaceae.
AUGGAGGCUCAGAUCGAGAAUGCUGUUGGCAUCCUGGGGAACCCCCACUCCGACAACUCCUUGAAAGAGCAAGCCUUCGAAUAUCUCAACCAACUCAGAACCGACCCCCAGGGGUGGCAAGUGUGCACAACUCUCUUCGUCAAGAGCCAGUCAUCCGAAGUCCUGCGUUUGGUCUGUCUCGAGGUCGUCAACUAUGCCGUUCAUACACAGGGUCUCGACGGCCCCAGUUUACAAUAUCUAAAAGAUACAUUUUUACAAUACGUACGGCAGACAUAUGGGUCGGAACGUCAGCAAGAGCCAGAUCCUGCCCACUUGCAGAACAAGCUUGCCCAAACGCUCACAUACCUGUUUGUCUUCCUCUACAAGGAUGGCUGGCAGAGCUUCCUGGACGACUUCCUAGAGCUGUCUGGCCUCACCAGCAAUACUCAGAACACCCCGGGUGUCAUAUUCUACCUGCGAAUCCUGAGCUCCAUCCAUGAUGAGAUUGCCGACAUGUUGUUGGCUCGCCAAAAUGGUGAAGCGAAACGAAACACAGAGCUCAAAGACCAGCUCCGAGCCCAGGAUGUCUACAAGGUCGCAGACUCAUGGAAGCAGCUGUUGGUCCAGUACGGCAACGAGGACUCCGUAGUCGAUCUUGUGCUCAAGGUCAUUUCGAAAUGGGUCAGCUGGAUGGACAUCUCUCUGGUUGUCAGCCAAGAUAUGCUCAGCCUUCUUCUGCCCUUGGUUGGGCGGACGGCACAUGCUGGGAAUGAGGAUCGUGUUCGGGAUUCCGCAAUUGAGACUCUGACUCAAAUCUGCGGAAAGAAGAUGCAGCCUCGCGACAAGAUUGACAUGAUUUCUUUCUUGAACCUGCAGGAGAUUGUGGGCCAAUUGAUCAGUAGCGCCGCGCUGAGCGAGUACAGAGGUUCCUCACAGUACGACACAGACCUUGCUGAGAAAGUGGCCAACCUGGUCAACACCGUCAUGGCCGAUAUUGUCAAGACUCUCGAGGACGCCCAGAUCGCAGAGGAAACCAGGACAAGGGCAAACCAGUUCUUGAACGGCUUCCUGCCCUUCCUUCUUCGCUUCUUCUCGGACGAAUACGACGAGGUCUGUUCGACCGUGAUACCCGCGCUCACCGAUCUCCUGACUUUCCUCCGCAAAGUCAAGCAAAUCCCACAAGAGUAUUCUGAGAUGCUCCCUCCUAUUCUCAAUGCCAUUAUUCGCAAAAUGAGAUACGACGAGACAGCGAACUGGGGGAAUGAGGAUGAACAGACGGACGAGGCAGAGUUCCAGGAGCUCCGACGAAAGCUGCAGAAUCUCCAGAAGACGAUUGCCGCCAUUGACCAGCCCUUGUAUAUGGAGACUCUGAGCAAUCUUGUGGGGACCACAUUCCAGAAUUUGGAGCAGCAAGGAUCGCAGAUGGAUUGGAGAGACCUCGAUUUGGCGCUUUACGAGAUGUAUCUCUUUGGUGAGCUGGCUCUGCCCAACCAAGGGUUGGGAACAAAGAACCAGCCAUCUAACGAGGCUUCUGAGCGUCUCGUGGUCAUGAUGCGCAAAAUGGCCGAGUCAGGCAUCUCCAACCUCCAACAUCCUGCAAUCCUGCUCCAGUACAUGGAAAUAUGCGUACGAUACUGCGUUGUUUUCGAAACCAAUGGCCAGUACAUCCCCGGAGUCCUGGAAAGCUUUGUGCGACUUGUCCAUCUCGACUAUGUUCGCAUCAAGACACGGUCAUGGUAUCUCUUCUAUCGCUUUAUCAAACACCUUCGUGCGCAAGUUGGCAACGUUGCUGAGACGAUAAUUCAAUCCAUUGCCGACCUGCUCCCCAUCAAAGCUGAAGUUCCUGGCGAGGAUGCUGACGACGACAUGUCUUCUGACGAGUCUGAUCACUCAGCGGAUGCGCUGUUUGUUGGCCAGCUCUACCUCUUCGAGGCGAUUGGCUGCAUUUCUUCCACACAGAGUACGCCGCCAGAGAAGCAGGCACUCAUUGUUCGCUCUGUGAUGGAUCCCCUGUUUAGUGAUAUGGAGGCCCACCUCCCUCGAGCAAAGGCUGGCGAUGCCCAAGCCGUUUUGCAGAUCCACCACAUUGUGAUGGCACUGGGAACCUUGGCCCACGGCUUCUCAGACUGGUCUCCUAGCGCCACUACACCACAGGGCCCCCUGCCAAACCAAGCGGUGUCGGAUGAGUUCUCGAGGGCCGCCGAUGCCAUCUUGAUUGCUCUUAGCCAGUUGAGUGCUUCUGCGGAUAUCCGAUUGGCAUGCCGUUCUGCCUUCUCCAAACUUUUGGGCGUUCUCGGCCCCGCCGUCCUCCCGCAGCUUCCACAGUGGAUCGAGGGUCUGCUGGCCCAGAGUUCUUCAAAGGACGAGAUGGCCAUGUUCCUCCGACUCUUGGACCAAGUCGUUUUUGGCUUCAAGUCACAAAUCUACGAUAUUCUCAACAUCCUUCUCACCCCACUUCUUGAGAGAAUCUUUAGCGGUCUCUCUGAACCUAUCAUAGGGACGGACGAUGAGGUCCAGCUUGCAGAGCUUAGGCGGGAGUAUCUGUCUUUUAUCCAGAUCAUCCUCAACAACGGGUUGGAUGGUGUUUUGAUCAGCGAGAAGAACCAGGGAUUCUUUGAGAAUAUCGUCACCUCUGUUACCGACAUUGGGCGAACCCUGGAGGGUAACCUGGGCCUGGGCCCUGCGCGGCUCGCCUUCAGCGUCAUGGCACGCAUCUCUGCUAUAUGGGGCGGGCCCGACGUUGCGAAUGUCUCCGAGAAUCCUACAGCACCUACCGGGCCGCCCAACCCGGCCAUUCCUGGGUUCGACCAGUUCAUGCUCGAGCGGUUCCACACCGUCUGCUGGGAGGUCAUGCGUAACCCCAGUUUCCGGCCAGCCCAGGAUGCCCAGUCAAAGCAGGUGCUUGCAGAGCUCGCCCGCCUCGAGCAGACCAUCUACAUGAAGACUGGCGACGUCUUUAUCCAGAACGUCCAGGCCGGGCUCUUCCCCAGCCUCGGCAUCAACGGCGACGAGUUCCUCCGAUCGCUCACCACUUCCGUAGACAGGAAGGCCUUCUGCAACUACCUGCUGGGUCUGCUGAAGAGCUGGCAGUCAUAG